Molecule: messenger RNA, 1918 nt
Organism: Mesoplodon densirostris (Blainville's beaked whale)
Lineage: Eukaryota; Metazoa; Chordata; Mammalia; Artiodactyla; Ziphiidae
Product: serine/threonine-protein kinase PAK 1
Exons: 1
Coding region: 53-1687 (544 amino acids)
Biological process (GO): regulation of actin cytoskeleton organization; regulation of axonogenesis; regulation of MAPK cascade
Cellular component (GO): cytoplasm
Molecular function (GO): ATP binding; protein serine/threonine kinase activity
Source: RefSeq, a predicted model, not a curated record
GGAGCCGAGUCGAGCCGAACGUGCGCGGAAGUAGCUGCUGCUGGUGGUGACAAUGUCGAAUAACGGCCUAGACAUUCAAGACAAACCCCCAGCCCCUCCGAUGAGAAAUACCAGCACCAUGAUUGGAGCUGGCAGCAAAGAUGCUGGAACCCUAAACCACGGUUCCAAACCUCUGCCUCCAAACCCAGAGGAGAAGAAAAAGAAGGACCGAUUUUACCGAGCCAUCUUACCUGGUGAUAAAACAAAUAAAAAGAAGGAGAAGGAACGGCCAGAGAUUUCUCUUCCGUCAGAUUUCGAGCACACGAUUCACGUGGGUUUUGAUGCUGUCACAGGCGAGUUUACAGGGAUGCCAGAGCAGUGGGCCCGCUUGCUUCAGACAUCAAAUAUCACUAAGUCAGAGCAGAAGAAAAACCCGCAGGCUGUCCUGGAUGUAUUAGAAUUUUAUAACUCGAAGAAGACCUCCAAUAGCCAGAAGUACAUGAGCUUUACAGAUAAAUCAGCUGAGGAUUAUAAUUCUUCUAACACUUUGAACGUGAAGACGGUGUCUGAGACCCCUGCAGUGCUACCAGUUUCAGAAGAUGAAGAUGAUGAUGAUGAUGCUACCCCACCUCCAGUGAUUGCUCCACGCCCAGAGCACACAAAAUCUGUAUACACACGGUCCGUGAUUGAACCACUUCCUAUUACUCCAACUCGGGAUGUGGCUACAUCUCCCAUUUCACCUACUGAGAAUAGUACCACUACGCCAGAUGCUCUGACCCGGAAUACUGAGAAGCAGAAGAAGAAGCCAAAAAUGUCUGAUGAGGAGAUCUUGGAGAAAUUACGGAGCAUAGUGAGUGUGGGCGAUCCUAAGAAGAAAUACACACGGUUUGAGAAGAUUGGACAAGGUGCUUCAGGCACUGUGUACACUGCAAUGGAUGUGGCCACAGGACAGGAGGUGGCCAUUAAGCAGAUGAACCUUCAGCAGCAGCCAAAGAAAGAGCUGAUUAUUAAUGAGAUCCUGGUCAUGAGGGAAAACAAGAACCCAAAUAUUGUGAACUACUUGGACAGUUACCUCGUGGGAGAUGAGCUAUGGGUUGUCAUGGAAUAUUUGGCUGGAGGUUCUUUGACAGACGUGGUAACAGAAACCUGCAUGGAUGAAGGCCAGAUUGCAGCUGUGUGCCGUGAGUGCCUGCAGGCUUUGGAGUUUCUGCAUUCGAGCCAAGUUAUUCAUAGAGACAUCAAGAGUGACAACAUCCUGUUGGGAAUGGAUGGCUCUGUCAAGCUAACUGAUUUUGGAUUCUGUGCCCAGAUCACCCCAGAGCAGAGCAAACGGAGCACUAUGGUGGGAACACCGUACUGGAUGGCACCAGAGGUUGUGACACGGAAGGCCUAUGGGCCUAAGGUUGACAUUUGGUCCCUGGGCAUCAUGGCCAUCGAAAUGAUUGAAGGGGAGCCCCCAUACCUUAAUGAAAAUCCUCUGAGAGCCUUGUACCUCAUCGCCACCAAUGGGACCCCAGAGCUUCAGAACCCAGAGAAGCUGUCAGCUAUCUUCCGAGACUUUCUGAACCGCUGUCUUGAAAUGGAUGUGGAGAAGAGAGGUUCAGCUAAAGAGCUGUUGCAGCAUCAGUUCCUGAAGAUUGCCAAGCCCCUCUCCAGCCUCACUCCACUGAUUGCUGCAGCAAAGGAGGCAACCAAGAACAAUCACUAAAACCACGUCACCCCAGCCUCAUUGUGCCAAGCCUUCUGUGAAAUAAAUGCUCAUUUCGGAUGCCCUUCCUUGUCUUGCUCCUCCCCUUUCCUGAUCUAGUGCUCUCAAGACUUUGAUCCUUGAAAACCAUGUGUCCAGCAUUGAAGAGAACUGCAGUUGACUAAUCGGAUGAUGGCCAUUUAAAAUAAGGAAUUUGCUCCCAAUCUGUGGAUGUGAGGGUGGUUUAUGAUC